Dentiscutata erythropus is the source of this 561-nucleotide messenger RNA. The record is from the annotation of a GenBank genome assembly. Lineage: Eukaryota; Fungi; Glomeromycota; Glomeromycetes; Diversisporales; Gigasporaceae.
CUAAUGCCAUUAUAGCGGACGUUGCUCCUUACCGCAUCUCAUCUGAAGCUUUAUUUGCCAUAAAUACUUUCCUUGAUGAAUUCUUAUAUUGCUUAAUAGAUUCUGCUAGGUCUCUUGACUUGGUACGAAUAAAAUUAGCCAUUGGUCAAGUUUUACCUACUAGCUUAGGUAAAAAUGCUGUUCAGGAAGCUGAACUAGAACUAAAAACUUAUUGGGAAAGUGGUAACUCGGACCAUACUCAAGAAAGGACUAUAGAAAUAAAUCCUUUCCCUUUACAAAAAGUUUUUGAACAAUUUCGUAUAAAAUGUCAAUAUUUUAGUACCUUAGGUGAACGCGCUUCCGAUGAUCGAGGACGUAAUUUGGUACCUGAUUUAUAUGGUGCGGAGGGUAUUCAUAUUGCUCCAAGUUUGGCAAUAUAUUUAACAGCAGUAUUAGAGUAUGUAGGAGAGUAUACACUUAUAUUGGUUGCUAAAAUUUCGGAAAGGCAAGGUUCAGAAGUAGCAAAAGAUAGAGAAGUAUAUAUCGCAUUGAUCGAAGAUGCACAAAUAUAUCCAUUAUUCC